This is a messenger RNA of Platichthys flesus (European flounder), 4186 nucleotides long. It is a transcript of the gene pax2a, whose product is annotated as paired box 2a. NCBI's taxonomy places the organism in Eukaryota, Metazoa, Chordata, Actinopteri, Pleuronectiformes, Pleuronectidae. Gene Ontology annotation, molecular function: DNA-binding transcription factor activity, RNA polymerase II-specific; RNA polymerase II cis-regulatory region sequence-specific DNA binding. The record is from RefSeq and is a predicted model, not a curated record. Gene Ontology annotation, biological process: anatomical structure development; regulation of transcription by RNA polymerase II. The coding region runs from base 156 to 1418 and encodes 420 amino acids. The transcript has 12 exons.
CACUAGAAGUUGCUUGCCGCUGCGGACUCGUCCCCACACGGACUGCUUUACACCAAAAAUAUAGAAGUGCUCAUUUUUUUUUUACCCCUACAAAGCUGCACCACUAAGGCGAAACGGCGACCUCAGUCGAUUACCUUUCUUUCCUUUGCUAUCCCAUGGAUAUUCACUGCAAAGCAGACCCCUUCUCGGCGAUGCACCCAGGGCAUGGCGGUGUGAACCAGCUCGGCGGGGUGUUCGUGAACGGCAGACCCCUCCCGGACGUGGUGCGGCAGCGGAUCGUGGAGCUGGCCCACCAGGGCGUCCGGCCGUGCGACAUCUCCAGACAGCUACGGGUCAGUCACGGCUGUGUCAGCAAAAUCCUCGGCAGGUACUAUGAAACCGGCAGUAUUAAACCCGGAGUCAUCGGUGGCUCCAAACCAAAGGUAGCAACUCCGAAGGUGGUGGAUAAAAUAGCAGAUUACAAGCGCCAGAACCCGACCAUGUUCGCCUGGGAGAUCAGGGACCGGCUACUGGCUGAGGGCGUCUGCGACAACGACACGGUCCCCAGCGUCUCCUCCAUCAACAGGAUUAUCCGCACCAAAGUCCAGCAGCAAUUCCACCCGUCCCCCGACGGAUCUGUCACGCCGCUCUCCCCGCCCGGCCACACCAUAGUGCCCAGCACAGCCUCCCCCCCUGUGUCCAGCGCCUCCAACGAUCCCGUAGGAUCCUACUCCAUCAACGGCAUUCUGGGUAUCCCCCGCUCCAACGGCGAGAAGAGGAAACGAGACGAAGGUAAGGGAGACACAAGACCUCCUUUUUUAAAGGCAGGCGGGGGGGGGGGGGGGGGGGGGGUUCAAAAGCUCUGGUCUGAGAGGGAUGGCUCUGAUGGCUCAGGCCCCGGCAGCGACUCUCAGGGCAGCGUUGAGAGUUUAAGGAAGCAUCUGCGAGCGGACGCCUUCACCCAGCAGCAGCUGGAGGCCCUGGACCGUGUGUUUGAACGUCCAUCUUACCCUGAUGUCUUUCCCACUUCAGAACACAUCAAACCUGAGCAGGCAAAUGAGUACUCUCUCCCGUCCCUGAACGCUGGCCUGGAAGACGUGAAGCCAAGCCUCUCCAGCAGCGCCAGCUCCGACCUCGCCUCCAGUGUGUCCCAGAGCUACUCUGUUGUGACAGGUCGAGACAUGGCCAGUACCACCUUACCUGGCUACCCGCCUCAUGUCCCCCCCACAGGACAAGGCAGCUACCCCACCUCCACACUUGCUGGAAUGGUUCCUGGAGGGGACUUUUCGGGGAACCCUUACUCCCAUCCACAGUACACCAGUUACAAUGAAGCAUGGCGGUUCAGCAAUCCAGCAUUACUAAGUUCCCCUUAUUAUUAUAGUGCCGCAUCUCGUGGUUCCGGACCUCCCACUGCUGCCAGUGCCUACGACCGACACUAGUUACCACGGGGAGCGGCUCAAACUGCAGGGCCACGGCUUCGGCCUCCAUAUUGUCCCCGUCUGAGAAACACUGCGGUCAAGGAAAAGCGAGGUGGAGUCCUAAAGGAACCCCCCCCCCCCCCCGUGAUGUUAUGUGAUGAGGAGAGAGGAUCAGCGAGGUCGAUGCUGGCGCAUCUCGCCCCAAGCUUCAGCGUUACACACUUUGGGCCAAAACAAGGGGCCUACGGGGCGAUCAGAACUCACCCAUCACGCCCUCACUCUCUCACAGACCUGAAUAUUUCCAGAAUGACUUUAAGAGAUUAUAUAAAUAUAUAUAUUAUAAAAUAUAAAUUGAAGAAAAACAGUGUGAAGAAUACCAUGUGUAAAAAACAUGUCGUGGGUUUUUGUUAUUUUUGUUUCUUUGUUGCUGUUGUUGUUGUUUUUAUUUUAUUCAUGGAUCCUCACAUUCCUUUACGUAAUGAACUGCAGUAUUUUUCUGCUCUAAAGAGAGAAGUCCAGGGGAGAUGACAAUGGUCCCAUAGCUUGACGAUGCAGCGACUUGAACCAGUGUUGUAGGGCCCCUCUGACACUUAAUGAGACCCCGGCUCCACAAUGUAGGGCAGGCUUUACUCUGGUGCUUUCGACGACAUCUCCUGCUCCCAUUUCUCCACCCACAGUACGUUAUCAGAUAAACACAGCAUGUCCUACAACGUUUUCUGACCCUGUACAACAUCCCGCUCCCUGUGGCACACAAUCAGAUGUAAAAAAUGUAAAUCAUUUUUUUCAAAGUAUUAAAAAGGCGGUGACCAUGGACAAAAAAAAAAAAUGGUCUUGCGCCAAUUUUUCAAUACUUUCAAUUGUUUUGUUCGUCACAAUUUUUUAAUGUACAAAAAGGUAUCAAAGAUUUUUCCGAGCAGUCAUUCUCGUUUUGCAGUCAUGUCCAUGUCCACGCAUGAUUCGCUCUUUUUUUUGCACUAUAGCCUCAGCUUAGCGGAUUCCUUUGGAACAGUCACAGACAUUUAAGUUGAAUUAGCUUUCCGUUUGAAAUAUUAAGGCAUAAAAGACAGUUUUUGUCUUCCACAGAAUAAAAGUGAUGCUUUCAAUUUCCCGAAGUCAUUGUGAACCCCUGCUCUUUGGCAGCAUGAAAAAAAUCCUUUGAAUUCUCCUUGGUCUAACUUCAUUCAUACCACUAGAUGCCUACACAGUUUAGAAAGCUAUGCGCAGUUGAGCGAGCCAAUUGUACAUGAGCUUCAACAAUUGCCUUACAACCCAGUUUUUUCAACUUAAAUUCAUGCCUGUUCAAUGGAAUUAACUGCCUUUUCAAACCGAUAACCACCGGCCUCCUGGAAUUACCUUCAACUCUCCAUAGGGACAGAAAGACAAUACUGAUUCAGUUUGCUUUCCUUUUGUUUGUUUUUUGGAAAAUAUUUUGUGAAUGUACUUUUAAUUACAUUUGCCAAAGACUUAGUUUGAUAUUUAAUAUUUUAUUUACAGUAUAUGUAUGCAUAAGUAAAACAGUAUUAUCUUCUGAAUAAGUAGUCAACACUCAACAUGUUGGUCGUGACUCUUCAACAGGCGAACAACAUGUUGCAUAUGACUGUAAUGACAACAGUGAAAUUCAGUGACUCAAUAUUCCAACAGUUGCAACAAAAUGCUGCUUUGUAGAAUGAUUUGUGAAUAAUGUGAAGACAAUUCUUCUCUGUAAAUAAUAUCACACACACACAUACACACACACACACACACACACACACACCAUUGCAGUAUCAUACUAAUGUACUGGCACCCUUUGUAGAUAUACAGACUGAAAAAAAAAUGCAUUACAUUUGUGUCUUAAUGUAAUGUUGCGCUGAGAUGAAACGUGCAACUACUAUUUAACCUGUGGCUACGUCAGUAGCAGGUUUCAGAUUCUAACAUCACUUAGACUGUCUUUGUCAUUUUAUUUUAUUUUCAUGAAGUUGUCAUGAUGAUGUUUUAUGUCACUAUGCAAUGAGUUAAAUGGCUUUCUGUAUCAUCUUUUGUCGUUGGGCUCUGAACAAGUACUCCCUGUGAAAAACAGCAUAAACGUUAAGAGGUACAAACGACCUUCAGUGUGAAAUGGUUCCUCUCUAAUUUCACAAAUUCCCUUGAAUCACGACGUGAUCAAACUAAAGUCCUUGGCAACAAUCAAAGAUAUUGUCCUGUUUGCUGUUAGUAGAUGUUGUGAUCAUUAUGUUAAUUCAAAUUACAGUCAUCUGUGCUCCCAUGUAUAGAAAAACAUCCACGCUUAUUCCCUAGUCACCCAUCUUUCCCCCCUCCCCCCGCUCUACUCUUUUUCUCAAACGCCAAUACAACACAACGCUGUAGCUCAAGGCGUCCGAGAUGCAGUUUACUUUAUUUCUACACAAGCUAACACAUCCUCUGGUACCAGGCUUAACUGUCAUUGCAGAGGGAACCAGAGAAACAGAGAAAGAGACUGUGGCCCUGCUGCUCAGGAGAAGCUAUCCUCUACAAAUUGCACACGGGAUUUGCCUAUUUCUGUCUACAUGUAGCUCGACACAUCUGAAGAUGAAACACUGGCACAGAGUGCACGCCACGUCAUUCAGGCUAAGUCAUUGCUUUAGGAAGCGGAGCACCUCUGUGGGGAUGGGUCUUCUGCUGUAGUAAAGAUGAUACAGGAGAUGUGUCAUGGACAUAAAAAGGAUUUCUGAUGAAAAUCUAUACAGAAAGCCUUGUGGCCUCAAUCAUUGUUCUGUUUCAGUUCUGUUCCAAUUCUUUUUGUGCACAUGAGAAAUAAAUUCUUUUAUAUGUCA